Messenger RNA from Venustampulla echinocandica, 2019 nucleotides. Its product is annotated as Class II aaRS and biotin synthetase. The transcript has 5 exons. Bases 1 to 2019 code for a protein of 672 amino acids. Gene Ontology annotation, biological process: aspartyl-tRNA aminoacylation. Gene Ontology annotation, molecular function: aspartate-tRNA ligase activity; ATP binding. Lineage: Eukaryota; Fungi; Ascomycota; Leotiomycetes; Helotiales; Pleuroascaceae. The record is from RefSeq and is a predicted model, not a curated record. Gene Ontology annotation, cellular component: mitochondrion; cytoplasm.
AUGGCGGAAAGCGAUCUUGCAUCCAGCGUCUCGCAUACCCCGACGAUGCAUCCACAAUACCGGCGUCAGGUUUGCAGUGGAGUCAAUGUCCCAACUCCUACUUUUCCAUUCGAAAACCAGGUACCAUUAGAUCUUAUGGACACGAAAGUUACGGCCGUUGGGUUUCUUAAAAAGAUCGUACGACUGUCCGAUGCUCUAACUUUUGCUCAAUUGACCAGAGGUGCCGGCCCCGAGCAAGUUCAAAUUCUGUUGAGAGAUCUCGAGACCACCAAGAUGUUAGAUUCUAUUCGAUUGAACAGUGCCAUCAGCGUCACUGGGGUUCUCAAAUCAAAAUACGCACCUAAGAAGCCUUCCAAGGCCAAGUUGGCAUAUACAGAAGUGGCUGAAGAGGGCUCCAUCUUUUUAAAUCAGGUCGAAAUUUCGGCGGAAAAUAUUACAUGUCUGAAUUCGUUUGAGAAGAAUAUCCCUUACGGGCCAGACCAUGUCUACCCCCCAUCAAGCAGACAUUUACAAAUUCGGUUUGACUCCAAGCUUCGUGAUACACUUUUCUUCAGGUCUCAAGUCGCAGCAUAUGCCCGGGAAGAGUUGAGAGACUUCCACGAGAUAGAAACCCCAAUACUCUUCAAAUCUACUCCUGAGGGAGCUCGGGAGUUCCUCGUUCCAACGAGAAAAGCCGGUUGUGCAUAUGCUUUACCCCAGAGUCCUCAGCAAUACAAACAAAUGUUGAUGGCUAGCGGCAUCAACAAAUAUGUCCAGUUCGCUCGCUGUUUUCGUGAUGAGGACCUUCGCGCUGAUAGACAACCUGAAUUUACGCAGAUAGAUCUUGAGAUGGCAUGGGUAGACGGGGAGGGCGUUAUGCAGAGAGUUGAGAAGUUGAUAAAAUCGCUGUACAACAAAUUUACCAAGCCGCGUACAGCUCUCCUCCCACUACCUAAUACUCCUUUUUAUCGAAUGACAUACGAUACUGCUAUGUCUUACCACGGCUCUGACAAGCCAGAUCUCCGAAUACCAGGCUUAAUACAUCGGGUGGAUCACAUCGUACCAGCACAGCUUCGGAGCAUGACCACGGAUCUCCAAGAUCCCAUUAUUGAAGCAUGGAAAAUCCGACUGAAUGCUAGCCCCGACACCGUCCAGAAAUUCAUUCGCAACUUCUUUUCUGGACCAGAUGGAGAGCAUUUUGGGAAUAAUACCGACGGUGCGCCAGGCAUCUGCGUGUUUAAUUCUGGUAAGCCACUUGAAGGUUUACAAAUCUUCGGCUUCGAAGCCGCCGAGCAGCUCAAGGAGGUAUACUCAAAUUCGCCUGCCCAACCUUUCGAAGAUCAAGACGCCCGUAAUGUUUCCACUACCGUUGAUGAUGGAGACUUGAUCAUUUUACAGGCUCGUCAAAAUUUGCCCCAUUCCGGUGGCUCUACCACCCUAGGUAAACUUCGCCUUGCAAUCUAUAAUGCAGCACUAGCAGAAGGGCUUAUUGAGCCUAACUCGAAACACCAUUACCUCUGGGUCACCGAUUUCCCGAUGUUUACGCUAGAGGAUGGCGUUGACCCAGGCCAGGGUGGGGCUGCUGGAUUCUCUGCAACGCAUCAUCCGUUCACGGCACCGAAGACUGCCGCUGAUGUCGACCUUCUGCUGACGGAGCCUCUCAAGGCCAAAGCUGAUCACUAUGAUCUUGUUGUCAAUGGUGUAGAAUUAGGCGGUGGAAGUCGACGUAUUCAUAGUGCUGAGAUGAGUCAAGAGCGGAUAGAAGAUUUCUCUCACCUUCUCAAAGCCCUUAGUGCAGGCUGUCCGCCCCAUGCAGGUUUUGCCAUCGGCUUCGAUCGUUUAAUCGCCGUUAUGUGUGGUACAAAUUCCGUGAGGGACGUUAUCGCCUUUCCAAAGAGUUCGAAGGGGGAUGACCCUAUGGUAUUAAGCCCACGUCGGGUGACGAAGGAAGAAUUAGGGCGGUAUAAGUUGCAGGUCAUUCCUGGCGAAAAUGCAGAAUUAGAUGAUGAACCCCUCGUGGGCGAAGUUCCUCGAGCUUAA